Molecule: messenger RNA, 3426 nt
Organism: Hippocampus zosterae (dwarf seahorse)
Lineage: Eukaryota; Metazoa; Chordata; Actinopteri; Syngnathiformes; Syngnathidae
Product: potassium/sodium hyperpolarization-activated cyclic nucleotide-gated channel 2-like
Exons: 8
Coding region: 254-3124 (956 amino acids)
Biological process (GO): transmembrane transport; potassium ion transport
Cellular component (GO): membrane
Molecular function (GO): voltage-gated potassium channel activity
Source: RefSeq, a predicted model, not a curated record
GCCAGCAGGGGGCGCCGCGUCCUCGGCUUCCAGGAGGCAGUCCGCCAAGGAGCCCAGCCUUCCUCGCGCAGAGGACGCAUCCUCACGGCCCACUGCUGCCUCCGGAGCCACGGAGACCCGCGGACCUCAUCCGGGCGAUGCUGCCCACCACGGCCAGAGCGGCAGAGCAUCAGGGGCGGAGGCGACCGUCGCGAUAGACACCGCGGACGCGACAACGGGUGAUGGUCGCAGCAGCGUCGCUCCAAUUUCCAGCAUGAAAUGCAACAAAAACGGAGAAUGCAGGAGGGACUCGGGCACCGGGAGCCUGCGCUCGAUCAUCUCCAAGCAGGAGAAGCAGAGCGGCGGCGGCGGGUCGGCGAGGGCCGAGGACUCAGGGAGCGCCAAGCGCGGAGCUUGUAAUUCGACCACCGCCAGCAUGGACGGCUCCAUCACGCCAGGUGGGUCCCUCGCCGGGGGGCACGCAAGCGAGGGCGCUACCCCGGGAGCGAGCGGCAUGCCCGAGAAAAAGGACCCCAAGGUGUCCUUCUCCAACGCGCCGAGCCGGAAAGCCUCGUCGUCCCUGCACGGGUCAAGCCAGACCCCGCAGCCGAGGAACUCUGUCACUUUCCAGAAGCCCGAGGAUGGAGCCUCAAUCGUCCCCGCCGAGGAUGCAGAAGCGCGAGGCAGCCAGGCCAGCUUCAUGCAGAGGCAGUUCAGUAGUAUGCUGCAGCCGGGAGUUAACAAAUUCUCCUUACGCAUGUACGGCAGUCAAAAGGCUGUGGAGAGGGAACAGGAGAGGGUCAAAUCAGCCGGCAAUUGGAUUAUCCACCCUUACAGUGAUUUCAGGUUCUACUGGGAUUUCACAAUGCUGCUGUUUAUGGUGGGCAACCUGAUCAUCAUCCCCGUGGGCAUCACCUUCUUCAAAGAGGAGACCACCACGCCCUGGAUCAUCUUCAACGUAGUCUCGGACACAUUCUUCCUUAUGGACCUGGUACUCAAUUUCCGCACAGGAAUCAUCAUCGAGGACAACUCGGACAUCAUUUUGGACCCUGAAACCAUCAAGAAAAAGUACCUUAAGACGUGGUUCAUCGUGGACUUCAUCUCAUCCAUCCCAGUGGAUUACAUAUUCUUAAUCGUGGAGAAAGGGAUCGAUUCCGAAGUGUACAAGACGGCUCGAGCCCUGAGGAUCGUCCGCUUCACCAAGAUCCUGAGUCUUCUGCGGCUGUUGAGGCUCUCUCGAUUAAUUCGCUACAUACACCAAUGGGAAGAGAUCUUCCAUAUGACCUACGACCUGGCCAGUGCCGUGAUGCGGAUCAUCAAUCUGAUCGGAAUGAUGCUGCUGCUGUGUCACUGGGACGGCUGCCUUCAGUUCCUGGUUCCCAUGCUGCAGGACUUCCCCGCUGACUGCUGGGUGUCCCUCAACAAAAUGGAGAAUGACACCUGGUCCGAGCUGUACUCCUUUGCCGUCUUCAAGGCCAUGAGCCACAUGCUGUGCAUCGGAUACGGCCGCCAAGCCCCGGAAAGUUUGUCAGAUAUCUGGCUCACCAUGCUGAGUAUGAUUGUGGGAGCCACUUGCUACGCUGUCUUUAUCGGCCACGCAACGGCACUCAUCCAAUCCCUAGACUCCUCCAGACGGCAAUAUCAAGAAAAGUACAAACAAGUGGAGCAGUACAUGUCCUUCCACAAAUUGCCUGCCGACUUCCGUCAGAAGAUCCAUGAUUAUUACGAGCACAGAUACCAGGGCAAGAUGUUUGACGAGGAGAGCAUUUUGGGAGAACUCAGCGAGCCCCUCCGAGAGGAAAUUGUCAACUUCAAUUGUCGCAAGCUGGUGGCCUCCAUGCCCCUGUUUGCCAACGCGGAGCCCAACUUCGUCACGGCCAUGUUGACGAAACUGCACUUUGAGGUUUUUCAGCCUCACGAUUACAUCAUACGGGAGGGCACCAUUGGGAAGAAAAUGUAUUUCAUCCAGCACGGAGUGUGCAGCGUCAUCACCAAAGGCACACUUGCAAUGAAACUCUCUGAUGGCUCCUACUUUGGAGAGAUCUGUCUGUUGACGAGGGGUCGACGGACGGCCAGCGUCCGAGCGGAGACUUAUUGUCGACUCUAUUCUCUGUCUGUGGACGACUUCAAUGAGGUGCUGGAAGAAUAUCCCAUGAUGAGACGAGCCUUUGAGACGGUGGCUAUUGAUCGUUUGGAUCGCAUAGGUAAAAAGAAUUCCAUCCUGAUGCACAAAGUUCAGCAUGAUCUCAACUCCGGCGUCUUCAACAACCGUGAGAAUGAGAUGAUCCAGGAGAUCGUCAAGUACGACCGCGAGAUGGUGAAGCUUGUGGACCUGCAACGGCCACGAGCAAUGUCGAUGACUCCUUCCAUUGGCGGCAUCUUCGCUCCCCCCGGCCAGUCGCAGACGGGUUCCGCUAUCGCCACCCUCCAGCAGGCCGUGGCCAUGAGCUUCUGCCCUCAAAUGGCGAAUCCACUGGUGGGUCCAGGAACUUUACAAUCGCCUCGAAUGGUGCGAAGGUUCCAGGUGAUGCAGAGCUUGCAAAGCCCGGUUUCCAUGUCUCCUCUUCAGUCGCAACCGCCUCAGACGUUCGGAGGAGCAUUUGGAUCCGCAAUCUCCAGCCCCCCCGUUCAAAGCCCCUUAGCGACCUCGGGACGGACUUUCCAGUAUAUGGCCAGUGUGGGCCCCUCGGGUUCCCAGUUGUCCUUAGUACAGCACCACGUACCCAGUCCCACACAGAGCCAGCAGAGGCCCGCCUCACACAAGAGCACCCACUCCCUUCACACGGGGAGCUUGAGCCAGGAUACUCGAGCGCUGUCCGCCUCCCAGCCUUCACUCCCCCAGGAGGGUGGGCCGCAAACUGCGUCGGCGGUCGCCAGCCCUCCUCCCUCGACACGCACGUCCAACACCUCCAUCGGACCCCCACACCCUAACCUGCCCGGGCCCUCUGGGGUGGGGAGAUCAGCGGGCACUCAACAGAGGGUAGCCUUCGCCUCCGCACCUCCUCCCAGCGGUCCCGCUGCAACGGGGGCAGGAGCGGGAGCUGCUGGAUCAGGGCCCCCGGACUCUGGCGUUCCCAAGAAAGAUUCAGUUGUCAGCCUUCCGGAGCUAGACGCUGCCAGAUCUCGGCUGUCUUCCAACUUGUGACCCUGGUCCAUUUCAGGAAAGAGGCCUUUUUUUUGUAGGUGAAUCCGUUUGUUUUGGGUCAGUGCCACUUGGUCUCGCUGACCGAUCGGCCGUUGCCGACGCCGCCGGUCGUUGGGCCCGGACGUCAGCCGAGGGAGAGGGCGUGUCAAUGACUUGGGACAUUGAUCGGGGGAGAAGUCUAUACAAUGAAAGUGGUAGAAGGUGAGGUUGAACUGGUCUCGACUACUGUGCCAGCAACUUUAUUCUUAGUAUCACCCCUUACACUCUGCUUCCAAACACCUACUACUGUAUAUCGCCGUCAU